Seminavis robusta is the source of this 951-nucleotide messenger RNA. NCBI's taxonomy places the organism in Eukaryota, Bacillariophyta, Bacillariophyceae, Naviculales, Naviculaceae. The record is from the annotation of a GenBank genome assembly.
AUGAUGUACUCGAGCUCUCCACUACCGCUAUUCUUACUGUUGCUAUCAAGUCAAGUGUAUGCCUUUUCGGUGCUCCCACUGGAUCGGCAACCACCAUCACCAUCAUCUACUAGAACCAAGUUUGCUCGACAUUCCUGGAUGAUCUUGUCGAGUGCCGUGGCCGAUGGAGAUUCCGCUGUUGUAAGAGACGACGACAACAGCAAGGCUAAAAAGAACAACAAUAUCCAAUCACCGCCGUCGUCGUCUCUGUCCAUGCCGUGGUCCGAUUUUCAUCAUUACGCGCUACACGACAAUUUACCCAAAUACAUUCGAAUCUUGCCCGGAGAAACACCCCACACGUGUGCUCUCUGGAGAACCAUGCUACAAGACGUUCCCGAACUCAGCGGAUAUCCGAUCGAGUUUUUGCAACAACGAUAUGGCAUGGCGCCGCCUACACAACAAGAAGAAGAAAGCACUGACAACAAACCAUCCCAAUCAAAGAAGCAAGCACCCGAAAUGUUGCCAUUUUUGGACAAUUUCUACUUUGAACCAUCCGGAGGACUUUCGGGACAGGUAUACGGCGUUCCCGGUUUGAAAGAUGGAACCCGCAUUGAAACGUCCUCCGUGGGACAGGUGGAAGUUACCAUCCCAUUGGGAUACGUCCUCACACAAGAGGCCGGUGUGGCAUAUGAAUUGGGAAACCCUCUCCCGACAACAGAAUCGACAUCCAACGAGGCCUUUACAGAUGGAAUGGCGCGGACCGCCUCUUCCUUGACGCAACAAGCAUCCGAUGCCGUCGUACAAAAUUCGGCCAACCUACUGGCAACCACGACGAAAACUGCAGCAACCAUGGACGACGAAGAUUCUGCCUUUCUGGUCAAGCUUGGUGCUACCACGGGAAUUGUCUUGGCCGGUGCCACGGCCGUCAGUAUGCUCUCGCAUCAUUUGACGGUCAAUGUAUUUUGGGUGUAA